AUGACGUUCCAGAUUUACGUCGGCGGUCAACGCGUCAACAGCGACUUCAUCACGUCGACUCCCGCGUGGGCUUCCCAGCAGGUGAGCCUCCCGGCCGUCAAGUCCCGUCAAUCAGGUUUUCACCGGUGGGAGGGGGGUGCAUCGAAUGACGUCGAAGACCCGCGUACUGACCCGCCCCGCAUCCCUUUCUCAACCUCGCAGCCGAACAAGUCCCGCAAGCGAUGCAGCGACGAUACCGACGAGGCCGCGAUGAGCGCGGCGAACUCGAAGCGUCAGCAAUCUUCUCCGCUCGGGUCGGUGACCAACCUGCUCGUCCACGGGACCGAGCAGUAA
Molecule: messenger RNA, 333 nt
Organism: Micromonas commoda
Lineage: Eukaryota; Viridiplantae; Chlorophyta; Mamiellophyceae; Mamiellales; Mamiellaceae
Exons: 1
Coding region: 1-333 (110 amino acids)
Source: RefSeq, a predicted model, not a curated record